This is a messenger RNA of Trypanosoma conorhini, 3519 nucleotides long. RefSeq lists its product as uncharacterized. The record is from RefSeq and is a predicted model, not a curated record. The transcript has a single exon. NCBI's taxonomy places the organism in Eukaryota, Euglenozoa, Kinetoplastea, Trypanosomatida, Trypanosomatidae. The coding region runs from base 1 to 3519 and encodes 1172 amino acids.
AUGAACACUAAAAAUAACAUCACGGGCUAUUGCUCGAGAAGUUCAUCUUCGUCGUGGCAAGGCUCGACGCGGAGGUCAGGGCGCUCGGAUCGCUCACUGCGUGCCUCCCCAGGGCGGAGCGGCGGUCUCUCCGGUAGCCGAUCGCCUCACCGUAACCGUCGCCAGGGCAAUGGCCACCGCAACAAUGACCCCUUUCAUUACAACGACACGCUGCCCCCAAAUGCCGUGGGGAGCUCACGCCGGCCUCAGCCGAUGUCUGAGGAUGACGAGUACCACUCCUCUAAUGAGGCUCCGUUGGAGUCGAACUACAGCCACUCCAACGACAGGCGCACGAUGAAAUUGCGAGUGCGUAUUGAGGGUGCCAAGGACCUGGUUCCGGAUUCCCGCAUGACGCAAAGCCCACCAUCGACGUUUGUUACGGUGCAAACGAUGUACGGUCGAGGGAAAACACCUAUUAUAUACAGCAAUGCCAAUCCCCCGUUCAACGAUGAGUUUAUCUUCGAGGUGAGAAACCCUGACACGGAGGAAAUUACAGUCACUGUGGUUGCCGCUACGGGCGCGGGACGAAAAAAAUUAGGUCAGUGCGCGCUGGCGGUGGAGAAUCUCAUGCGGGGAAUGGAGCGACGUCAGUGGGUAGCGCUGGUGCGUCACCCGGGCACCGAACGCGCAUACGAGUGUGGCAUGAUAUUGGUCUCCCUCUACUCAGAGAGCUUUGGAACGAGCAUUUAUUCCUCCCCGCUCAAGGAGAAGGAGUUUCGUGACAACCUUCGCGCGCUGCUUAGAAGAGAUGCCCCUGAAGAGCUACACCGUCUUGAAUGGUACGUCGGCAAGUGUGUAGAAGACUAUGAUGGGGCCUAUGCGGCGCUCUUUGAGAAGUACCACAAACCGCAUUCUGAGCCUGCGGCGUUUCAGCUCACCAUCAACUCUGUUGCCAAUUUGACGAUGGAGAAUGGAUCCCCCACCACACGUGAGACGUGUUAUGUAAAGGUGACUUCAAGUCGUUCAAAGAAGGUUACCAAAAUGGUGCCAUACCACAGGCGAGCAUUUUUCAAUGAGACCUUUGAUAUGGUGCUAGACAACCCUAAAACCGAUUCCAUUUCUCUUGCCGUGUACUCUGCCAACCACAAAUUUGGCGAGUGUCUUGUAUCAUUGAAUGGCUUACGCCCGCGGGUACCAAAGGAGCGCACACACGACAUUGUAUACGCGGCGGGGACCGGGGAUGCAUGCUACUGCGGCACCAUUACAAUUGUUCUGCGUCCUAUUAAUUACGGCACGGAUUCACCUGUGAACGACGUGGAGGACAAGCGGAGACGCACUCGUCUAAGGAACUACUUGUGGAAGUACCUUCGCGACGACUUGCACCGCCUUGACCCCAUUGUGGCAUCUAUCGACAAUAUGGAUGCGUUCAUGCAGACGCUGGUGCGCGAGUAUGGGCCUGAGCCCCAUCCACACAUGAUGCGACUGCGCAUUCAACACUUUCGUCGUGAUAUCAAGGAGGAGCAAUUCAAAACAUAUGCCGUGGUUGUUCGCAUGGGGCCUGAAAUUCACCAAACAGCCGGGGUGCACUUCGCACAAGAUUUUAUCUUUAAUGAUGAGACGAUGCUUCCCGUCUCCACAGCCGAAAAAGGGGAACUUCUUUUUAUGGUGAUUGACGAGGCAGACAACAACGAUGUAGAAAUUGGGCGGGUCGUCAUGUCUCUCAAGAAUGUCGUUCGGGAGACGGUCUUUCAGCUUCCGCUGCAAGUUUAUCAAGAUGCCUUAACGACAGAUGCCAAGGUGGUGGGAACACUUUUUAUUGAGGGAAUUCUUCACGGAUAUGGCUUGAAGGAGGAGGUGGUCCCCCUGAGUAAGCAAAAAUACUUCCGUCAGCGCGUGCAGGCACUUUUGUCUCGCUACGACCCGGCUCAACUGCAUCGUGUGGAGUACCUUCUUGGAGAGAACGUGCAGCAAGAGGAGAGGCUUAUCAAGGAACUGACGGACACGUACGGUCCGGAAACAGGGUCUACGCCCAUGCGAAUUCGAAUUGUGAGCAUACGCGAUUUUAUUCCCGUGUGCCAGUGCUACGUCAAGGUGUACUUGGACGAUGCCUCGGUACUACGCACCAAAGACCAUUAUGCGGCCAAACUGUUGAUGUUUGACAUUGGCAUGAAAAACGAGAAGAUGGUGUCUAUUUCAAACCCGCUGCAUUCCAUGCUGCGAUUUAAGGUGUGCGAGCCUCGACGAUUGCGCUCAUCGCGUUUAUUAGGGGUUGCUGAGAUGAGCCUUCGCAACAUGGUGCGCGACGAGCCCAACUUCUGCUCACUGCCCAUCAUUGAUGAGGAGAGAAAUGAGGAGAUUGGCGUAUUAGGAGUAGAAGUACAGUCCCCGGGGUUUGUCAAGGGUACUGUGACGAUGUAUGAGGGGCCAAACAAUGGCACGGCGGGGGGGGCGCUGGAGGAAGUUACAAGAGAUGUUACCUCAUUGAUGAAGAAGUAUCGCCCACAGGAAGUUCUCCAUGUACAGCCCUUGAUAGCACAAUUCCCCUCAUUGAGGGAGGCUCAUCGAGAGCUACGGAAAAGGUUCGCCCCCGAUUUGGUUGAAUUUACGCUUUAUCUGCAUGUUGACAAAAUUACUAUGAUUCAGGAGUCGGACAAAAAUGCGCUGGAAAACGGCAACAUCUCCCUCUCUGCGUCCUUUUUAAAAGAGGAGGUGCGAUCGCGACUGAAGGUGGCCUGGGCGGAUCGAAUUGACACGUGUAAAUACUUUCCAGAAAUGCGCCUGGACAUUGCCUUUCCACGGGGCUCUGAAUCCUCACCAAGUGCGUACCCACUUGAAAUUGCUAUUUAUGGGACAUCCAUGCCAGCUGCCCAGGCGUCCGCGGUGUUGGCCAAGCGGAAUACCAUCAGCAACCGCCUUAUUUUGCCAGAAAAGGAGUUGGCUCGUGUUGCCUUGUCUCUUCGAGCUCUCUUAACCAAACGGGUGUACCGACUCGGUGAGGCAGUGACGGUGCCUCUUGUUCGUUCCUACCGCCAUACUGCGAUGGCAAGUGGCCCCUUGGGUGCUGGGGGCGUGGAGCCUCCCCUCAUCAUGGGCGAGAUGACGCUGCGCAUUACCACUCCCGCCUUUGAGAAGAUUCCACGUAGACUGCGAUUUAGCCAAACAGCGAUGCGCCGCUAUCAUCGUGGGUACGUCCGCUACUACGAAAAACGGAUCUCUUCUUUCUAUCGAGCCUACGACCCCUCCUCUUUGCUUGACUUUCACUUUAGGUUGUAUGAACGCGAUGUGGCGUCCGCCCGCUGGCCUCUCUCGCUCUAUGACUGGUUGAUGGCGCUCAUAAAACGAUACGGGCCGGAGCCGACCAUAAACUUUGGGCCUCCGCCAAAGCUUCCAUUUGACCCCGAAGCGGAGGAGGAGGAGCGGCGUCGGGAGGGUGGUAGGUCCACCAAUUUCUCACUCACCGAUCGGGAAGGGAGGAGGACGCCGUCGAGGAACCACUCACGCUCGCGUGGGCUUCGCGAGAGCCCUCAUCGUUCACUGUAA